Solanum tuberosum (potato) is the source of this 782-nucleotide messenger RNA. RefSeq lists its product as uncharacterized. Gene Ontology annotation, biological process: mitochondrial translation. The record is from RefSeq and is a predicted model, not a curated record. Gene Ontology annotation, molecular function: structural constituent of ribosome. The transcript has 4 exons. NCBI's taxonomy places the organism in Eukaryota, Viridiplantae, Streptophyta, Magnoliopsida, Solanales, Solanaceae. Bases 267 to 509 code for a protein of 80 amino acids.
AUGUUGCUAGUUAUUUUCCUCCGAUUCUCGAUCUCCUCCCUCACGGCGAACUUUCUAGACUCUCCAUCUCCGGCGAACUCGCUUCUCUCAUUUUCUCCGGCGAAUUCACUUUUGAGAACUUGUGACCCACUGGUUUGCAGUGUUUUGAUAGUUGGGAAUAAUGUAGAUUGCAAAAGAGUGUUGAAGUGUUUCUUCUUCUCUGUUCCAUCAGGAAUGUUGUUUCUCCUGCUUCUCUCAAACUGUGAACAUUUUAGAUCUGAGGAAGUAUGGGACGCAAAGCUGGCACCUUAUAUAUUAACCCAAGGAACUUUGGAAGUCUUCAGAAACCUUGCGCGAAAGAAAUGGUCUCGUUUCUAAAUUGUUUGACUUUAAAUCACAACAAGGACGAGAAAUGUGGCAGGCAAAAGUCACUUUUGAGUACCUGCAUGGAAGCUCAGAGUGGCAAAAACAGAAAGCCCUGGGGUAGCAUCAAUUAUCAUCUGCAGAGGCUUAGCAGGGGAAGAAAGUAACUUGGAUCGAGAGUGUGGUUGCAGAUGGGCAUGUUUUGAAGUUAGAUACAGAGGUGGUUUCUCCAACAUUUUUCUGAGAUGGUCUGUAGUACUUGAUUAAUAGCAGACUCAAAAGGCAGUUGCGCAACGCUAUUUAUUUGUGGAUCUUCGCCUUAGAAAGUUGAUCAAUUGUUUCUUUCUUUUCGUCUUAUAAAAGUGCAGAAACUUGUGCCAGCAGAAAUGGACAUAAGAAGGAAUUGCUUUUUUUGGCUUACAAUGAAAAUUAACUCAUAA